This is a messenger RNA of Linum tenue, 2869 nucleotides long. The record is from the annotation of a GenBank genome assembly. NCBI's taxonomy places the organism in Eukaryota, Viridiplantae, Streptophyta, Magnoliopsida, Malpighiales, Linaceae.
AAACAACGGGGCACUCUGGACGCUCAACAUUCCAAUAAAGGUUCCGUGUCAUAUGGCAAAUCUUCGCUGGACUCGUUCACCGAUUCCAAGCCACACAAAUACCACUUCAGUCUGGAAGAGAGAACAAGGCAAAAGUGGAAAAUGAAAAGUGAAAAAAGAAAAACACGAAACAAAAUAGUAAAACGGUAAAAAGUGGAGAUCCGGAUAAUCAAACCCGAAGCGGACCGCUGUAAUUAUAUACGAGUGGGGAGCUCAGUCCCUGUUCAAACCCUAGCGAAAAAAAGAACCCAUCCCAUCCCUUUUCCUAUCUCUUCUCUCUCUCUCUCUGGUCUGAAGCCCCGUCCAUGGCUUCACGCAGAAUCGUAUCGUCGCUUCUCCGAUCGGCGUCGCGCCGUUCCGCGUCGUCGUCGAAUCCCAAUCCUAAACUUUUCUCCCCCUCCCCAGCCUCCGCCCGCCGCGCAUCUCCGUAUGGCUACCUUCUCACCCGCACCUCCGAGUACGCUACUUCCGCCGCCGCCGCGGCCCCUGCGCAAUCGGCUCCCGUGAAGACCGGUGGAAAGGAUGUAGGUAAAAUCACCGAUGAUUUCACCGGGAAAGGUGCGAUCGGGCAGGUGUGCCAGGUGAUUGGUGCCGUCGUCGAUGUCAGAUUCACUGAGGGUCUGCCGCCGAUCUUGACUGCUCUCGAGGUGUUGGAUCACUCGAUCCGUCUGGUUUUGGAGGUGGCCCAGCAUUUGGGAGAGAACAUGGUCAGGACCAUUGCUAUGGAUGGUACUGAAGGCUUGGUCAGAGGCCAGCGUGUCCUCAACACCGGUUCUCCCAUCACUGUGCCUGUAGGCAGGGCUACUCUUGGCCGUAUUAUGAAUGUUAUCGGAGAGCCUAUUGACGAGAAGGGAGACAUCUCAGCAACGGAGCACUUCCUGCCCAUCCAUAGGGAAGCUCCAUCCUUUGUUGAGCAGGCCACUGAGCAGCAAAUUCUUGUCACUGGUAUCAAGGUUGUUGAUCUCCUCGCACCAUACCAGAGGGGUGGAAAGAUUGGUCUGUUCGGUGGGGCUGGUGUUGGAAAAACAGUGCUGAUUAUGGAACUUAUCAAUAAUGUUGCCAAGGCCCAUGGUGGUUUCUCUGUUUUUGCUGGUGUUGGGGAACGUACCCGUGAGGGUAAUGACUUGUACAGAGAAAUGAUUGAGAGUGGUGUCAUUAAGCUAGGGGACAAGCAGGCUGACAGCAAAUGUGCUCUUGUGUACGGUCAAAUGAAUGAACCACCGGGUGCUCGUGCCCGUGUGGGUCUCACUGGUCUAACUGUUGCAGAGCACUUCCGUGAUGCUGAAGGCCAGGAUGUGCUUCUCUUUGUUGAUAACAUUUUCCGAUUCACCCAGGCCAACUCAGAGGUGUCUGCCUUGCUUGGUCGUAUUCCAUCUGCCGUGGGGUACCAACCAACUCUUGCUACAGAUCUUGGAGGACUCCAAGAGCGUAUUACAACCACCAAGAAGGGCUCCAUUACUUCCGUUCAAGCUAUCUAUGUGCCAGCUGAUGAUCUGACAGAUCCUGCUCCGGCUACCACCUUUGCUCACUUGGAUGCCACCACUGUUUUGUCACGACAGAUUUCGGAGCUGGGUAUCUAUCCUGCUGUUGAUCCUCUGGAUUCCACAUCCCGUAUGCUUUCUCCUCACAUUCUAGGAGAAGAUCACUACGGAACUGCUCGUGGAGUGCAGAAGGUUCUCCAGAACUACAAGAAUCUUCAAGAUAUUAUUGCCAUAUUGGGUAUGGAUGAGCUAAGUGAAGAUGACAAGUUAACGGUUGCUCGUGCCCGUAAAAUUCAGAGGUUCUUGAGCCAGCCUUUCCAUGUCGCCGAAGUUUUCACAGGUGCCCCUGGCAAGUACGUUGAGCUGAAGGAGAGCAUCGCCAGUUUCCAGGUACUCAACCAUUGCUUGGCCUCUGAGAAGGCGGUGUUCAGUUUGUAUCAUCAACUGGUUUGGCUGAUAAUAUUUGUUGGGUUUGUGAUCAGGGUGUGUUGGAUGGAAAGUACGACGACCUCUCAGAACAGUCAUUUUACAUGGUAGGAGGAAUCGAAGAGGUGAUUGCCAAGGCCGAGAAGAUUGCCAAGGAGAAUGCAUAGUAAAACACAAAGGGAAGAAGUGGCCUUUUUGUUUUUCCUUGUUAUUUUUGGGGGGCGGGUUUAAUCCCAUCAUGACAACUUAGCCUUUUAAUCUUGGGUGUUCCCCCGUCCUCUGAUAAUUCCGAAAAUCAAUAAUCUGUGUUUUAGACAGCCACUGGCAAGGGGGAUUCCUUGCCCGAGGAUGAUGAUGAUAUGUUCAAAUUUUUUUGAGACUAGAAAAGAUUGCGGGAUUGGCUUUUUCUCUCUUGCUGGUCUUUUGAGGGCCCCGAAUUGGAUGCAGUUGAACCCCUCCCCGAAUUAUUUUGUUCAAUAAGCUGUUGGUUGGGAUGAUGAGAAAUAUGAUGUUGGGGAGUUGUAUAUCAGGUGCUGCCUUUGCGAGCUGACCUUUCUAGAUGCUCUGCUGUUUUUUGCUGUGACAAUUGUUGGCAAUUUCUGACCUGACUACGACGGUGGCUGUUAUUUGAUGGGCAGUAGUAUGUCUGUUGUUUGAUGAGCAGUAGCAUGAGGUGGUGGCGUGGUGCAUAGAUAUUGCUUCCAACAUGUUUUGGUUUAUCUUGUUCUAUUUUCAGACUUGUUCGGUCAUGAUUUGCAUCAAUAAUUAUCUGUAUUUCUUCUCUUUUGAUUUUUUAAAAUAGUAUUUUCAUUUAAAGAAAUAUAAGAUUGCAGGAGAGCUUAUCCUAGGAGAUUUCUUCGAAUUCUUGAUUUAUUUGCUCGGAUUCGGGCAUAUUGUCUCCUCAAUCGGAGUUUAUGUGUGGA